AUGGCGAUACUAUGUCAUCUUCCGGGAAGGACACACCCCGAGGCACAUGCGAAAGCCAUCGGCGAGAAGGAGAUUGCCCUGUUCGCACCUCACCCAAUUGGACCAUGUAGUGGCACGAUGACGGACGAGUAUAGGGAGCGGGUCAGAAGGGAUCCUGGUGUGUUAAAGGUCAUACAAUACGAUGGAGACGGCGAGUGGUUUUGA
Molecule: messenger RNA, 204 nt
Organism: Aureobasidium vineae
Lineage: Eukaryota; Fungi; Ascomycota; Dothideomycetes; Dothideales; Saccotheciaceae
Source: the annotation of a GenBank genome assembly